AUGCUUGCCUGCUUGCUGGUGCACUUCCUGUUGACGGAGGAGACCAGCAGCGACUCGGCGGGCUCGCUGGAGCAGCUGGACCUGCUGUUCGAGAAGGAGCAGGGGGUGGUGCGCAAGGCCGGCUGGCUCUGCUUCAAGCCCCUCGUCACGCUGCCCAAGGAGAGGAAGCUGGAGCUGGCCCCGCGCAGGAAGUGGAAGCAGUACUGGGUGACCUUGAAAGGUUGCACACUCCUGUUUUAUGAAACCUAUGGCAAGAAUUCGAUGGAACAAGACUUAUCUCCUCGCUACGCUUUGUUUGCUGAAGAUAGCAUAGUACAGUCUGUCCCCGAACAUCCCAAGAAAGAGAACGUGUUCUGCCUAAGUAAUACCUUCGGGGAUGUCUACCUCUUUCAGGCCACGAGCCAGACCGACCUGGAGAACUGGGUCACCGCCAUCCACUCGGCCAGCGCGUCGCUCUUCGCCAAGAGGCAGGGGAAGGAGGACACGGUGCGGCUGCUGCGGAGCCAGACCCGCAGCCUGGCGCAGAAGAUCGACAUGGACGGCAAGAUGAAGAAGAUGGCGGAGCUCCAGCUGUCCAUCGUCAGCGACCCGAAGAACCGGAAGGCCAUCGAGAACCAGAUCCAGCAGUGGGAGCAGAACCUGGAGAAGUUUAACAUGGACUUGUUUCGAAUGCGCUGCUACUUGGCAAGUCUGCAAGGGGGAGAGCUUCCCAAUCCCAAGAGCCUCCUGGCAGCUGCCAGCCGGCCCUCCAAGGUGGCUCUCAGUAGGCUGGGCAUCUUCUCCGUCUCCUCCUUCCACGCUUUGAUCUGCUCGCGGGACGAGGCGAUGCUUCGGAAGAGAUCUCUGUCCCUGUCCCAGCGGGUCCGCAGCAAGAGGGGGCUCUUCUCCUCCCUCAAAGGACUGGACAGCCUCACCAAGCGGGGCAAGGAGAAGAGGCCGUCUGUGUCGCAGAUUUUUGAAAAUAAUGCUGGAGGACAAAUAAGCCACCUUCCCUUGACUCCAAGUAGCUGUGAGAGAUUAGAUGGCUCAGCCAGUCUGCAUUGCACAGCACCCCUAGAGAGCAGCCACUGGGACACUGCUUUGGAAACUCCAGUCUACAUCUACAUGCCUGACAACCAAGCCGUCACAGUGCCUAUAAAACAGGACCACAUGGUUGUGGAUGUGCUUUCCCUUGCAUGUAAGAAGAAGCAACUAGACCCAGGCAGGCACUGUCUGCGCCUUCGGAGAACAGUGGGGCAGAACGUAGAGCUCAGCACCCCCGCGUCCAACGAGUUCAUCCAGGACCUGGUGUAUGAUGAAUUAGAAAUUAUACCUCUGAAUCUUUACCAGUUGCUCCUGUCCAGGUCUCCAAGUACAGUGGACUUUGGAUUUGCGGUCACUGGUCAUGUGGACGGGUUCAGGAACAGCCGGAUAUUCGUCAGUGAAGUGCUUCCCGAUGGAGUGGCAUCCAGCGAAGGGCUGCGGCCGGGGGACGAGAUCCUGGUGCUCAACGGAAGGAGCGUGUCGACCCUGGACCUGGGGCUGAUCCAGACUCUGUUCAGCGAGCAGGCGCUGAACAUGACCCUUCGGAGAGAUUCCCCCUCAGGCCUGUGGCAGGGAUCCGCCUGGCCUGCGGCCGAGACCAGGGACCCAGCCCCGCCCUUUCCUCCCCCGGGUCAGUUCCUGGAGGACCUGCUUGAGAGCCACACCACACCGCCCUCUGCCGGUGUUGGCGGUAUCCACGAUGGCUCUGGCACUGAUGUAGGAAGCUCCGCUGACGAUGCUCAGCUGCAUCUUUCUCCUGGAGCGCAGGGGGGAGAACAGCUUGUGGCCGGGAUGGCGGGGAUCCCGAAUGAUGCAUCGGGCUUUAUUGCCACAGCGGAUGGUGUGAAUCUCGCCAACUGA
This is a messenger RNA of Lepisosteus oculatus (spotted gar), 1884 nucleotides long. The record is from RefSeq and is a predicted model, not a curated record. Lineage: Eukaryota; Metazoa; Chordata; Actinopteri; Semionotiformes; Lepisosteidae.